AUGGGUCAAAUUAUUUCAAAUUUGUCCUCCGAGCAAAAUGUCGAAGCUAAAUAUCGUCAUUAUCGUAAUUUAGCCGGAGAACAAGCAAGAAUCCGCAAACAAGUAUCUGCACAAGCUCAGAUAGCAUACAAACAUGGAGAUGGAAAAAAAGCCAAGGAAUUAUCGAAUAAAGCAAAAGAACAUUAUAAGGAAAUGGAAAAUUACCAAGAACUAGACUUGCACGGUCUCUUUGUCACAGAAGCGCUAGCAUACACGGAACAACGCAUACAACACUGUAAAUCAAUGAAAGCUAAAAAUUUAGUGAUUAUAGUCGGCCAAGGAAACCAUUCAAUUGAUGGAGUAUCGAAAUUAAAACCCGCGGUUACAGAAUUAAUUAACAAAUAUCAGAUUCGAUGUACGCCGAAUAAACCUAACCCUGGUUGUCUGUUUCUAGAGUUUGAUCAAGGAAAAGGAGAUUUAUCGUGGUUCGACCGAUUGUUUGGUAGUGCUGAGAGUGGUUGUGUGAUCAUGUGA
Ambispora gerdemannii is the source of this 513-nucleotide messenger RNA. NCBI's taxonomy places the organism in Eukaryota, Fungi, Glomeromycota, Glomeromycetes, Archaeosporales, Ambisporaceae. The record is from the annotation of a GenBank genome assembly.